This is a messenger RNA of Erigeron canadensis, 1024 nucleotides long. Its product is annotated as secoisolariciresinol dehydrogenase-like. Bases 77 to 886 code for a protein of 269 amino acids. The transcript is spliced from 2 exons. NCBI's taxonomy places the organism in Eukaryota, Viridiplantae, Streptophyta, Magnoliopsida, Asterales, Asteraceae. The record is from RefSeq and is a predicted model, not a curated record.
GUCCACAAAUAUCCACAUAAACUGUUAACAUUUUUGUUUCUUAGUCACUUCAAUCAUUCGUGUUCUUCGAAGCCAAAUGGCAACCACUACAAGAAGGUUAGAGGGAAAGGUAGCAGUAAUAACAGGAGCAGCAAGUGGUAUUGGGGAGUGUACAGCAAAACUCUUUGCUGAACAUGGUGCAAAAAUAGUCAUCGCAGACAUACAAGACCAACCUGGUCAAGCUGUUUGUGAGGCCAUAGGCUCAUCAAACUCGAUAUAUGUCCAUUGUGAUGUAACCAACGAAGAUGAUGUAAAAAAUGCGGUAGAUCUUGCAGUUUCCACCUAUGGUAAACUCGAUAUCAUGUUUUGUAACGCAGGGAUCAUGGGUCCUGGCAAGGAACGAAUCAUGGACAAUGAAAAGAUAGACUUUGAACGAGUACUUAGUGUAAACAUCACAGGCGUUUUUCUAGGCAUGAAACAUGCUGCUAGGGUUAUGGUACCAGCACGAGCUGGCACGAUAUUAUCAACAUCUAGUAUUUCUUCAGGUAUUGGUGGUGUAACCCCACAUGCUUACACUUGUGCAAAGCAUGCGGUGGUUGGACUCACCAAGAAUUUAGCAGUAGAGCUUGGGCAAUUUGGCAUUCGGGUAAAUUGCAUGUCACCUUAUGGGAUAGCCACACCCCAGGCCACAGGCUUCCUUGGGCUGGAUGUUAAGGCUGUGGAAAAUAAGAUGAACACGCUAGCUAACCUUAAGGGCGUGACGUGUGAAACAGAUGAUGUUGCUAAAGCCGCCCUUUUCUUGGUAAGCGAUGAGGCAAAGUACAUUAGCGGGCAAAACUUAUUUAUUGAUGGUGGAUUCAGCAUUUUUAAUUCAUCAUGGAACAUGUUCCAACACCCUCAAAAUUAAUCCUUAACUUAUACUUACGGAUUUUAAUCUUAUAUAGUACACACAAGGGUACAAGAAAGUGAUGUAAACCAUCUUUUGAAUUUAUACUUAUGUCUAAAUUGAUCAUGUCUAAUAAUUUUAGUGUAUUGUUGAUGGUUA